Molecule: messenger RNA, 927 nt
Organism: Anolis sagrei ordinatus
Lineage: Eukaryota; Metazoa; Chordata; Lepidosauria; Squamata; Anolidae
Source: RefSeq, a predicted model, not a curated record
AUGGCAAUAACGAAUUUGAACUUAAUUUCUCCAUUGGGUAUCUUUACAUGGAUCAUUAUCGGAAGUAUAUCCAUGCUUGCCAUAUUAGGAAAUGGAUUUAUCAUAGUUGUGAGUGGGAAUCGAUGGCUCCAAACCAGGAAGGUUGCCCCUUCUGAUUUUCUCUUGACUAGUUUGAGCAUCUUCAGAAUUUUUUUGCAUGUAACUGUUGGACUUAACUAUGUUUUGGAAGUUAGAAUUGGUGACACCUUUAUUGAUCCUUUUGCAUGGGAAGUUAUCGGUUUUGUCUGGGUUUUUUCUAGCAUGGCCAGCCUCUGGUGUGCUUCAUGGCUUAGUGUGUUCUAUUGUGUGAAGGUCACCAACUUUGCCAACCGCUUUUUACUCUGGCUGAAGCCAAGGAUCAAUGUGCUCUCCAUUAGGCUGCUUGGAGUAUCAAUAAGCAGUCUUGUGGUCAUGUCCGUUCCCUUCUUCAGGAGUUACAUUGAACAAAAAAAGCAGUGCAAUCUGACAGUGAACAUCACCCAAAGAAAGGACUGCCAAGCCUUAUUAUUUAUUUUUCGUCGUUUUCAUUUAAUUGUUGCUUCCAUGAAUUUCAUCAUCAGCAUAACUGCAACCAUUCUUUUGCUCAUCUCUCUGUGGAAACACACAAGGAAUCUGAAAAAGAGUGGUAUUGGUGCAAAAGACCUAAAUGCUCAGAUCCAUAUUAAUGUCAUGAAGCCUUUGGUGUUUUAUAUUUUCUUCUACCUUUUAUAUUUUGCUGGAAUGCUAAAUUUUGCAAGUGGUUAUGUGUCCAUUGCUGAUCCUAAUGAGCUUUUGUCUGCUGUCCUUCUUACUAUAUUUCCUUCAGCACACACCAUAAUAUUAGUUUUGAGCAAUCCAAAACUGAAAGCCCUGUUAGUUCGCACUCUAAAUAUAAGACAAAAAGCUUAG